AUGAAAACAGGAAACCACAGCAAGGUUUUAGAGUUCCUCCUCUUGGGGCUCUCUGAGCAGCAGGAACAGCAGGAUUUCCUCUUUGGACUCUUUCUGACCAUCUACUUGUUCACGGUGGCAGGGAACAGUCUCAUCAUCCUGACAAUUGGCUCUGAGCCAUGCCUCCACACACCCAUGUACUUCUUCCUGGCCAACUUCUCCCUCACUGACUUGGGUUUAUCAUCUACCACAGUUCCCAGGAUGCUGACAAGCAUCCAGGCUCACAGUAACACCAUCCCCUAUGCUGGGUGCCUGUCUCAGAUCCAUUUCUUCCUGUGGUUCAUUGGCCUAGAUGUUUUCCUGCUGGCAGUGAUGGCUUAUGACAGACUCGUGGCCAUUUGUUAUCCUCUUCACUACGCCCUGGUCAUGAGUCCCCGAUGCUGCAUCCUGCUGGUGGUCAUGUCCCUCGUCCUUGCAUUUUCCUAUUCUCUCACCCACACCAUUCUCCUGGCUCAGUUAUCCUUCUGCAAGGACAAUGCCAUCCCUCACUUCUUCUGUGACCUUCUUCCCCUGUUAAAGCUGUCUUGUUCCAACACCUAUGCCAAUCAGUGCGUGCUGAUGUACUGGGGAGGCGCAUUGACCAUCUUGAUUCCUUUGCUGAUCCUUGUUUCCUACAUCCGCAUCGUGGCCGCCAUUGUGAAAGUCCCCUCAGCAAGUGGUAAAUGGAAGGCUUUCUCCACCUGUGGCUCCCACCUCUCCGCAGUCUGCCUGUUUUAUGUGUCUGCCAUUGGGGUUUACUUUAUUCCCUCUGCUUCCGAGUCGGUCAGCAAGGACAAGAUGGCAGCAGUGAUGUAUGCGGUGGUGACCCCCAUGCUGAACCCGUUCAUCUAUAGCCUGAGAAACAAAGACAUGAAGGACGCCUUGGGGAGAAUCCUGAGCAGGAGGGCACUGCAGUCUUCAUGA
This is a messenger RNA of Perognathus longimembris pacificus (Pacific pocket mouse), 942 nucleotides long. RefSeq names its product olfactory receptor 1468-like. Gene Ontology annotation, cellular component: membrane. Bases 1 to 942 code for a protein of 313 amino acids. Gene Ontology annotation, biological process: G protein-coupled receptor signaling pathway. The record is from RefSeq and is a predicted model, not a curated record. Gene Ontology annotation, molecular function: olfactory receptor activity; G protein-coupled receptor activity. Lineage: Eukaryota; Metazoa; Chordata; Mammalia; Rodentia; Heteromyidae. The transcript has a single exon.